UGGGGUUUGUUCAGUCAGGCAGCUUUAAAUCGAAAGCGAAUUUGGCUUUUGGCAUUAGUUCUACUUGUGCUUCUCGAGCGUUCGCAGUCCGCAAUGAAAGUAUUUGUAUGUCUUCUGGCUCUAGCAGCCAUCCUGGCAACCGCCAACGCCGGUCUCCUCAGUCUGCUCAAGGGCGGUGGUGGUGGUGGCGGUGGCUAUGGCGGCGGCUACGGUGGUGGCUACGGCGGCGGCUACGGAGGUGGUGGCUAUGGAGGCGAGAGCACCGUGAAGGUCAUUAAAGUGAUCACCGAUUCCGGAGCUGGCGGUGGCUACGGCGGAGGAUACGGAGGUGGCUAUGGAGGAGGCUACGGAGGUGGACACGGUGGUGGUUACGGAGGUGGCUACGGAGGUGGCUAUGGAGGUGGCUACGGAGGUGGCUACGGAGGUGGCUACGGAGGUGGAUACGGCGGUGGCAGCACAGUAAAAAUUAUUAAAGUGAUCACCGAUUCCGGAUCCGGCUACGGAGGUGGAUACGGUGGAGGUGGCUGGAGCUCCGGUAGCUACGGAGGCAGUUACGCUGGUGGCUACGGUGGUCAGUCCGGAUGGUGGAAGACGAAGUGAGCCACUCUCCAUUUAGAUGUAGUCCGGAUAUAAACUCGUUUAUGUACCUGAAAAAAAAAAACAUUCCGUAGCCAAGUAACCCGAAUCUUUUAAUGCCAGUUAUUUCCAAGUUAGCGAAACUAGUUUCAGAUGAUCCGCAGACUGCUUGGCGAACUUACAAAUGAAGCAAAAAUAAAUCUUAUUUAAAUAAAUAAA
This is a messenger RNA of Drosophila sechellia, 795 nucleotides long. RefSeq names its product ctenidin-1. The record is from RefSeq and is a predicted model, not a curated record. NCBI's taxonomy places the organism in Eukaryota, Metazoa, Arthropoda, Insecta, Diptera, Drosophilidae. The transcript is spliced from 2 exons. The annotation marks the transcript as partial.